Molecule: messenger RNA, 303 nt
Organism: Leishmania braziliensis MHOM/BR/75/M2904
Lineage: Eukaryota; Euglenozoa; Kinetoplastea; Trypanosomatida; Trypanosomatidae
Exons: 1
Coding region: 1-303 (100 amino acids)
Source: RefSeq, a predicted model, not a curated record
AUGGGUUCUUCCUGCGGCAAGGCUCAGACGGCCGCCAAGGAGGAGGCGCACGGGGAGCAGGAAAACUUCCAGAAGGAGGGCGAGCAGGUUGUCAACAAUGGCAAUGUAGAGGUGGAGUCGCAGUGCCAGCAGCCGGAGAAAGACGCCGGUGAAAAGUGUGUCGAGGAGGACAAGGUGCAGAAGGAGGAGGAUAAGUUCGAGAAAGACUCUCAGGACAAGUCGGAUGAUAUGAAGAAGCAGGCGGACGCAAAUGGGGAUGAGUUGGAGAAGAAGGCUUUGGAGGAGGAGGCAGAGGCUAGCUGA